Ambispora leptoticha is the source of this 741-nucleotide messenger RNA. NCBI's taxonomy places the organism in Eukaryota, Fungi, Glomeromycota, Glomeromycetes, Archaeosporales, Ambisporaceae. The record is from the annotation of a GenBank genome assembly.
AUGUUCGCGAAAACUUUUUUACUCUCAUCAAUGCUGUUGGCCACAGCUACAAACUUAGUUUCGGCCUCUUAUUCCAUUAGUUCUCCUGGAACUGGCGUUGUCUGGAAAGCUGGCGACAAAGUUCAAAUCAAAUGGACUGCAAGUGGUCAAGUUGAAACCCGAAUUGAUAUUCGUCUCGUUCAUGGAGACGCCGCUAAUUUAGUAUACGACUUCAAUUUAUGUUCCAACGUGAAUCCUUGGGAUGGUCAAUGUAGCUAUGUCGUUGACUCCAAUAUUGCUUCGGGAAUUGAUUAUGCAGUGACUGCUGGAAAGUCACCGGAAAAUUUCGGAUAUUCGAGCUAUUUUACAAUUCAAGCUCGUGGGCCGCUUCCCGAAAAUAAAGGUUGCCCAAACAUGGGUGGCAAACUUUGUCCUAAAUCUUUGCCUUGCUGUAGUUCCUCCGGAUAUUGCGGAGAUUCGGCAGCUCAUUGUGGUGCGGGCUGUAUUCCUAAAUAUAGUUUCAAUGGCCAAUGUGUAAUUCCUGGCGCUCAGGGAACAAUAAAUACACCAGUCACAAAUGUCAAGACAAAGACAUCUCCCGUCGUACCGCCACGUGCACCUAAAUGUGGCACCAAAGUUUGCACGAAAUCUCUUCCUUGCUGUAGUGCUUCUAAAAAAUGCGGUAAAUCCUGCGGCAAAGGAUGUGAUCCAACGUUAAGUUUUGCUGGAAAAUGCGUUCGUCCAUUACGGAAAAUCAAAUAG